UUAGCGUCGAUUAUUUCAAACCGAAUGUAGUCUAAUUAUCACUUUUUGUCACGCUCUUGGCCCCAUCGUCUGUUUUAUUACUUCAGUUGGUUGAAAUGACGGCGAUAUGAGGUCGGUUUACACGCGAAAACCCUCCUUUUAAAUGUAGCUCCGCCCCCCGUGGUUCUUCUGUCAUGCGGGCUCAGGCAGCCCUCGAAGCCUUCCCCAUCUGUUGAGGAAAAAUGGCCGAUGUGUGAUUACUACUUGCCGUAAUAAUACAUGUAUAAACCGGGUGACCAGCCCCCCCCCCGGUCUUGGCUUAGCGAGUGGAGUGGAAACAGGAAGAGGAAUAUAGUGGGGGAAGAAAAGAGACGGUGGAGAGGAUCGGGUGAGACAAGAAGGUGGUGAGGAGUGAAAGGGAGGAAAAGGGGAGCAGAGGGGAGUGUGUGGACCUCCAGAAGGAAGACAUUUAAGAGAGAGGAGAGAAAGCAUGUCUAUUUAAAGGUAUCCGAGUCUGUACUGGGCUGUCUUUGCUAUUUUGGAUUGACUGACAGAGAGAUCAUCCCCUCUUUUUCACUCAUAUUUCACUGGAAGGUGUGACGUGGAGGGCCUCCCAAAUACAGACCAAGACUGGCUGCAUGUAUCACUCGGCAGAGCUGUACUCUGGCCGUAAAUCAUGGGACUCCUACGCAGCUGGAGGACCUAACAGAGGGCGAUGGGCUCCAGUGGACAGUCGACAGUCGACUUGGAGCCAAACACAAAGAUCCCACGGACGACACCAUCCAUCCGAUUAUUCCAUCUCACCAUCAAGUCAGCCUUUUACCAGGGGGGAACGAACAGUCCACUAUGCCCAAGACAAGGGUGUCUCUAAGAGGCACAGGCAGCAUCUUUGGGAUGCUAAAGAACAGCCAUUUGAGGCCCAGAACUGGCAUCAGAACUCGAUGCGCUCAUUCCACAACCGAGCUGGUGCCGACAAUGGUUAUCUAACAAGACCGGGACAGCGCUACAAAAAUUGGGUCAGCAACUCUUUGCAUGGAAGUCCUCGCCUACAUCGCAACAGCAGAGAAAUCCAGCCUCCUCCAGAAAGAUGGGCUCCCUCAGACUUUCACAGGAGUUUCCCAGGUCGAAUGAUCAAUAACAGGCCAGAGCCUUGGAAACGGCCCGCCCCUCAUCAGUGCCAAGACCAAAUGCACCAGCAUCGACCAUCAGUCCAGCACUCUUCAUCUAUGAGGGAUGAGGAUCCGGUCAAGAGGAGCCGGGAUUCUGCACUUGAUCAGUCAUCUCAUUCUGGAUCAAGGCAUCUAGUUGCCCAUCCAGCAUCACCACCUCACCACCAUCGUAACCAAGAUGACUGGAAACCUCUUCAUGACAGGACAGGUCCUUGCCGCCUCUCUGACCACAGGACCUCAACAACACAGCAACAGGAGACCUUGAAAUCGAGAGUUGGAGGACAUAGUUUGUUCAACAGCGACCCCAUAGUCCAAAACCAGGGUUGCAGCAACAAAAUGUCACAUCUUGGAAACAGUGGGAAGAGUUGUCGAAAAACAUCUUCACCAGCAGAACACACUCGUGUGCCUUACAGCCACCAAAACCCUCAUUACCAUCAUCAGCGGCACACACGCCACCUCAAAGUUGAACAGCACAAACCUCUGCGAUACCACCUGGAUGAGGAGGAGGAGGACUCACAGAAUCAUCUCCAUAAUGAAAGCACAGAAUCUCAGUGUACUCUUCCAAGCGGCAUUUCAAGAGAUGCCACCUCCUGGUCUUCUGCAGCAGUCUCUUCUCAUUCGUCCCUUCGUCCGAAAGAUUCUUCUCACAGUCCACAUGUUAGUCCGUCACUACACAUGGCAGCCAAUGGCAGUAGACAUUGUAGCCCGAUCCUCAGUGGACAAUCAAAGGUCCAGGGAAGCCCUACUCAUAAAGCAAGGGUCUGCUCAACCUAUACCCCAUCUUGUGCAUCAUCACCUUGUGCAAAGCCGAGGUUUUCAGAUGUCAAAUACAAGAAGAUCUCACAGCCUCCAUGCUUGUCCCCCCAUGGCAACUCGAGAACAAACAAGCCCAAAAAGGAGUCAAAUGCCAGAAGAAAAGCUGAAUGCAAACAUAAAGAUAAGCUGGUAAAAAGGGAAAGAAGGAGCAAUGUUGAAAAGGCAAACCACAGAGGAGAAGGCAGAAAAAAGCGAAAGAAAAAAGAGGAGCACAAUUUAGGGGAGAGAAGAAAGAAAAGAGAUAAAGCGAAAAGGAAAGAAAAGAAAAUAGGCCUGACCGUUCUAACCACUGAGGUUAUUUCCAACUCUUCAGAAGAGGAGCAACAAUCUCCUCAUCCCGGAUGCACUUCUUGGCAAACACUGCCCAAAAGGAAUUCUGCUAAACGUCCUACUGAGGAUCGACAGGUACACUUACUCCCCAUAAACAGCCCCAUCAGGAAGAAGGCUUCCAUUGUCUCAUCCCAAUUAGAACCCAAGGCAAAACCUGAAAAUUCAUUGCCUUCUAUUUUAUAUGAAGCCGUAGAACCUCUCAGUGCAGCGUCUAGUGUUCAUGAAGCUCAACGAGGGCUUCUCCAUGCCCCGGACCUCCAGCCUAUGGGUGUAAUAGGAAAUGUGCAGGAAGCGGGGGAGAACCUAGCAAACACGCCUCCUGUACUCAGUUGGCAGGGCUCACCGGUAUCAGAUGUGGGAGAGGAUGAGGACGAGCUGCAAAAAGGAGUGAUUAGCAGACCUGUCCUCCAGCCCAGUCCUACCCAGUGCUUUUCUCCUCCCCCCUUAGAAGGCGAGAACAUUUAUGACUUGAUUAAGGAGCCUUGUGAAAGUAAACAGGCAGAGUGUUCGCAACUUUCUAAUCCAUCGAGUACAAACAAACAAGAUCUUAAAGAUGAGAAGAAGUCAGAAAGUCUAGAGGUUUCUAGCUCUCUGCAACAGGAUCUUCACCGCAAAGCAGGCCUGGAUGACGUUUUCAAGAGCCUGGCCACUUUUCUUGGUAGCCAGAGGGCCACAUGUCGAGGUGGUCCAUUCGGGGGGUCUUCUUCUUGCACUGCUAGUGGGGUUAAGUUGGUGUCUGCGCUUGCUCUCGGACCAGAUAUCCGCUGUCACCAGCAAAAGGUUUCUGACCUCAAGUCGGAGCCUAAUAAUCUGUCUGAUUCACAUGUGAAGCCCCAUACUGUGACAAAUCAGUGUGAGUCUGACACAGAAACCCCUACACUCAAAGUAACGGAGACUGAUGAGGAUAUUGAAGAUAGGCAAGACAGGAGAAGCACACACAUCCUGCCUGAAGGAAGAGAUUCACUUUUGGACCAUUCUCUCAGUGCAGAGCUGAGACUAACCACCACCCACACCUCCUCUUUGAGCCACCUCCUUGUAGUCGCCAGGAAGGACGAGGAACUGAAGAGUGAGGAGACUCACCUCAGAGGUGCAGAGAAACAACGAAAGCAAAAGGCCAAGGACGGUAGUCACGUCAAAAUUAAGACAAAGAAGAAGAAAAAAAGCACUGUUAUCUCCAGAAAUACACUCAAACGUAAACACAAAUCCCCUUCCUGCAAAGAUGUGCAGAGAAACGGUGUGAAACUUGAAAAAGCUAACUUAAAGAUUAGCAUUGAUAAUAAAGACAAUGAUAAGACAAUAAAAAAUGCUGCCUCAGCGGCAACUGGAAACUCAACCACCAAGACCUCAAGCUCAUUAUCAACUAUAUUAAUCAAUCCAUCCAACAUAAUUACCACCACACCAGCGAGUAAAUCUGCUGCCAACCUAUUAAAGCUGAGAGCAUUUUCCAUGGGCUUUACCAAGGAGCUGAAGGUCCUGGUAGUGAGGAUGAAGCUUGAUGCCAGGCACACAUUCAACGUAACAGAAGUAGAAGAACAAAAAAUCCCACUUUCUCAGAUCAGCAUUCAAAACACAGCAACUGAAGUAGUAGGAGCUUGCAAAGGGGCAAAGGUCAAGGAAAAAUUUAAGGAGUCAUACCUGCUUACUUCCCUCUCUGUCAAACCUGACAUUUCUAGUCAGACUCCGAUUCCUCGAGAAAAGCUCAACCCUCCCACACCGAGCAUCUAUUUGGAAAGCAAGAGGGACGCCUUCUCACCAGUUCUGCUGCAGUUCUGCACCAACCCCAAAAAUGCUGUGACUGUCAUCAGAGGUCUUGCUGGCUCGCUCCGCCUCAACCUUGGCCUGUUUUCUACCAAAUCUCUGGUGGAGGCCAAUGCAGAACAUGCCGUGGAGGUGAGGACUCAGGUGCAGCAGCCUGCUGAUGAAAAUUGGGAUACCCGUGGCUCGACUCAGACGUGGCCCUGUGAGAGCAGCCGCUCACACACCACCAUUGCCAAAUACGCUCAGUACCAAGCAUCCAGCUUCCAGGAGAGCCUGCAGGAGGAGAAAAAGAGUGAAAAUGAAGAGGAAGAGGAUCAGGCCAAGUCUUCGGAUACGCCGUCCACCACAAAAGCAAAUGUGUGGUCAGACCACAAUAAAGGCAACCUGGUCUCAACUGCAAUUAAACACACCUCUGAUCUCUUAACUAGCAAAGCCGCCACCGACAACACAUCCAGCUCGGAACUGAAAGCUGUUGGCAAGAUCAUCAAAUUUGGCACCAACAUCGAUCUCUCUGACUCUAAACGGUGGAAGCCUCAGCUGCAGGAACUGCUCAAGCUGCCAGCGUUCAUGCGUGUGGAGUCGAGCAACAACAUGCUCAGCCAUGUUGGCCACACAAUCCUGGGAAUGAACACUGUCCAGCUCUACAUGAAGGUGCCAGGCAGCCGGACACCAGGUCACCAGGAGAACAACAACUUCUGCUCUGUCAACAUCAAUAUUGGACCAGGUGACUGUGAGUGGUUUGCUGUCCAUGAACAUUACUGGGAGUCAAUCAACACAUUCUGUGAAAAGCAUGGAGUAGAUUACUUGACAGGGUCCUGGUGGCCUGUUCUGGAAGACCUCUACAGUUCCAACAUCCCUGUGUAUCGUUUCAUUCAAAGACCAGGCGAUUUAGUGUGGAUCAAUGCAGGUACCGUGCAUUGGGUCCAAGCAGUGGGCUGGUGCAACAACAUUGCAUGGAAUGUGGGACCUCUGAACUCAUACCAGUAUCAACUAGCAUUGCAGCGAUUUGAGUGGAACGAGCUGAAGAAGGUUAAGUCAAUUGUUCCCAUGAUCCACGUUUCCUGGAAUGUGGCUCGCACCAUCAAAGUCACCGACCACGACACCUACAAGAUGAUAAAACACUGCCUCAUGCAGUCCAUCAAGCACAUCCAAAUCCUGAAAGAACAGCUGAUGGCUGCAGGGAAGAGGAUCUCAUACCAGAGUCGUGUUAAAGACGAGCCUGCUUAUUACUGCAAUGAGUGCGACGUGGAGACAUUUGACGUGCUGUUCGUGACCAGUGAAAACUGCAGUAAGAAGAGCUACGUGGUGCACUGUGAGGACUGCGCCCGAGCUAAGAACCCUUCGCUGGCUGGAGUGGUGGUGUUGGAACAAUAUCGAAUGGAAGACUUGAUGAAAACCUACGACAGCUUCACACUAGCUCCCUCGCCCUCUUCAAAAUGAGGACGUCUUCAUGAGGUCUUUCAGCCAUAACCAAAACUAAUGGCAGCACAAAUGUUGCCUCCAAGGCAAUCUGGUUCCUGCAGUCAACGUUUACUCUGUUGUUUACAUCACUCAAUAAGGUAUGGAUAUCCUCAGCCAAUCCAAAUACAGCUCACUGUCUUCCCCAUACCAGCUGCUGAUUGGACGUGUGCAUUUUAAAUAGAAUGACUAGAAUGGUAAUUCUAAUGGAAAGCAUUUAGGAUGAAAAAAAGAGCACUGCUACCACUGAAAAUCAGGUUAUUUACUGUAUACGUUCGACAGAUACUGCUGUGAUUUAAAAGCGUCAAGUAGCCAAUUUUCUGUAUCAAUUCAGGUACUUUUAUGCAAAUUCUGUUUUUUUACACCAAUCUAGUUAUUCUACAUGUCCAUGAAUAUGCUGUGAUUCUAUUAUACCAGCAGGGGAAACCGCUUCACACAGGAGAAGUAGCUGAUUGUCACAUUUGCUUCAUAUUAACAAUACUGUAUUGAUACCUGGUUUUCAGGGAAAUUUUGACAUGUGUUCCUCAUGCCUGUAAACUCUGAGGUGCUAUUCCGAUCGUAUUUAUUCUUUUCACAUCAUUCAAAACGUUGUACCAGCCUAGAAGUACACCACAUUGGCCUUGUGAACUGUAUUUAGAGGAGAUGUAAUUAGACUGUAAAAUUACAUGACUAUCUUUUAUUUAGAAAAAUAAAUAAAUAGCAAUUUCUCUAAAUUACGGGUUUAGUAGAGGACUAAUAUGGCCGUAUUUUUAGGUGAGAAUCAAGUGUGUUAAAUGGUGUGGUUUCUACGACACUUGCAGAAUCAAACGUGGUGUUGAUUUUUCUAUUUAAUUUUUUUGGAACGGGACUGAAUCCCAGUUUUAUACCUCUUUGUGUUGCUUGGUUUUUAGAUGACAUGAGAAUAAAUAACUGUACAUGGUGAGCGACUACCGGUAUAUGAAAUCAAAAAGUGGUGUGCAUAGAUGGAGCACAAGGGGGUAAAUCACCAUUUUUCUAUUUUUGUUAAACACUGUGAGAACUUCACUCAUUAGUAUGCUUCUCUUAUCCACAAUACGUACAGUAUCCACGCCUGACACGUGCUGUAAUGACUGGAUAUGUCACAAAGUAAGAUAAAAGCAUACUGACACAUUACAAAUUCUUCAACUGUAAUUUUGUUUCCUUUCUGCCGCUCACAAUUUUCAAUCAAAUCAUAUAUUUUCCGAAACCAGAAUUUGUUUAUUCAACAGCUAUCAGAUGUUGAUUUGCAAAAGAACAGAGCACUUCUACAAAAUUAACAUUAGAAGUCCAACCCUCACUUUUUCCCAGAGAAACUACUGUAUUUUGCCUUUGUUUCCCAUAAAUUCCCCAAGUUUUAUGAAAAAAAGCCUCUCUGGUGCUGCAAAACUAGUGCAACAGAGGCAUCCCCCACCCUUCCGUUCCACCCGGGCCCACUUCAGUGUAACACAUCCUGUAGCUGGUGAAAGCAGGCCUUCAAAGUAAAAGCAUGCCAAUAGAAUAACAGUUGUACUAUCAUAGGCAGCCUCUCCACCAGCAAGGCAAAUGUUGCCAGUUGUGUCGAAAGUUGAGCUGAGAAAUGUUGGACCUAUUUAACUGCACAAGUUUCUACAGGAAUAUACAUUUUAACUUCAUAGUGUUUACAUAUGUUCUUUGAUUUUUUUUAUAUAAAUACAGUGGUACUUCGGUUUUCCUUUGUAAUACCUUCAAAAAAUGGCCGACGAAAUUGUACAAAAACCAAAUAAAUUUUCCCGUAUAAUAUUACAUUACAGACACGUAGAAGUAUGAACACAAAUCACAUUUUAUAGAGAAUAAUUAUAAUUUUACACAGAUAAAACUAAGCAAAAUACAUAUAAUUGAUGAAUAAUAUGGAUAUUUAACAUCACUUUUACCUUUUAUUGAAGAUUUUUAUUGGCGAAGGCAGUGAUGAGCAGAGACUGACCCCACGUUACUAGUUCUUUCUCGAAUGUAACCGUGUUUCUCACCUUUUUUUAUCAAAGCGCAACUUUCUUUGGCCCCUUGUUGGCUUAUUUUGUAGUCGUACUCAAUUCAAUUCAAUUAAAAAGUGAGACUGAGUCAGGAAUGCCUGGAAUUCUUUGUUUAGGCACUCGGCAGAAUGAUACGCGGGCAAACACACUAGUUUUUUAUGUGUACUGUUUGGCUAAAACCGAGACUGUUUACGAAAACGGGGGCAAACUACGAUCAAACCUGUCCAUAGCGACUAUUGCUACACGAUUGGUACAGGAAGACAUGAUGGGUCCAUGCUUGUGCAAAGACUGUGUCACUUCCCUCCUUGCAUUUUUUCACGACACAGCUUUUGCGACAUCACAUGCUGUGAUAUUUGAAUGUUUUAUUCAUUAUUUUUAUAAAAAGAAAAGCUAAAAUGAUAGGAAAUAAGAACAAUAAUAUAAAAAUGAACAAGGGGUAGAUAAAAAAAAGUAUUGCCACAAUUUCAAUAACUUGCACUCUAACUGAAUGACGCACAUAGGUGCAACUGAAUUCAAACAAGUUGUAGAUAAUGUUUGUUUUGAAUGUAAUGUUUAAGUAUUACAUUAUGGAAAUAAGGAUUACGAAACAUAACCGCUAAGUAAGUUGCCAGGAAGUGACGUAGUCUUUCACAUGCGUACACCGAUGGUGGUGUGACAGCAACCAUUGAAGGGAAACAGCAAAAGCAGCCGCUAUAUGCAGGUGUGGGAGCCAUUUUGAACCAAUUGGUAGUGGUGGAUUUCCGGUCAGUGCGGCGGAUUUUUGCUUUUGUCUAUGGCUUUGUCGAUCUUCUUUGGCUUUGGGGCUGCGUUUUGUGCAAUGUGUUGUUUCUUCUCCAUGACGAGGGGUGAGUACCAAAGGCGCUAAUUUCUGUAAUUGUGUUUGAUUUAAUGUGAACAAUUUCAUGGGUCCACCGUGACUCGUUUGGCAAGUUCAAUGUUAUAAUAGGCUACAUUUAUUGGCUGCAUGUGAAGCUCAUGAACCUAGGAAAAAUUCAUAAAUUAGGCUGCAGCAUUGUAUAAAGCGUGGGGAAAAAAAUGUGUCUCUUAGCUCAGAAAUGCAAAUGUCCGUACUAGAUUUAGGUCAACCACAAGCAAGCCUCAUCAUCAGUUUCCGCUAUUUGUUAAAUUAUUAAACUUAAAUAUUUCUAAAUAUUUAAUUACAAGAAAACAAUUCAUAUUGUAAAAAGAGUAAACAAAUAACUAAUAAUAACCUGUAUUUACAUUAUGCAAAAUUGCAUCAAAUGUUGAUAUUAGAGCCACUAUACUGAAUGAUAAAAAUUUUGGGGUACAAAAUAUUUGGGUUUACAACACAUUUCUUUUCUGUGAGGGAAAUGUUUGUGGCAGCUAUAGACAGGUUUGACUGUUUUGACGUAAAGCAUCGUCGGAAAUCAAAUAAUAGAACAAUUAUGACGUAGUAAAACCGAGGUAAACACUGUAUUUUGUUUUGCUACACUUCAGGUAGUGUAGUUUUUGAUUUAAUGAAGAAAAUGUUGUUUUUAAGAAUGUUGCAGCUCAGGUCAAGGGUCAUCUUGCAAGGUGCUUUUAAUUUGCGAGGACUACAUUCUGUUGUCAGUGACCUUUAAAAGUGAAUCAGGCCCAUUGUACAACAUUACGAUUGGUUCCCAGAACCUAAAAUCAGAUAUCAAAUACCCCAUCAACCCCCACUAUUGGUCAUCUAUGCACACCAUUUCAUGUACAUAAUGUAUCUGUUUUAGUAGACUGUUGCUAAACUCAUUUGUAAAUGCUCAAAAGUGUCUACUUCUGUCUUUUAAAAAAAAUAGUCAACAUCCUGAAAUUGUCCUAUUUCACUCUAGUUUUAAUUACUGUACCGGGAACUUCCUCCCACCUUUAUACCUCCUUUUUGUUGUCAGGUUUGUUUUUCGGGCAAAAAGAAAGAAUUGUACAUUGUGACAUUAUUUAUACUGUACAUGCUUUUCUUAUAUUUAUUGCGUAUCAAAUGGUACUUCACUUGACGUGAUGGGGGCUACAAGGUAUUUUCACGAUGUAGUAAAGAUAGAGGAAUGGGGCGUCGGUGUAAUUCUCACGGUGCUACGACCCCUCCUUGCCUCCACGACACAUAACUGAUGAAAAAGCAAGUCAAGCCAACCUGCUGGUGCUUAAAAAACUUUUAACACAGUUUCACUAUAACUAUAAAUGCAUUUUUUGUACUGUAAUGAACUCAUAAAUACUACAUCUUUUUUAAUCUUUUUUCCGGUGUAUGAACUUCAUAAUCUUGUGUGGCGAUAUUGGUGACUUCAUUAGCAUUAUUAGCUGUAGUAGUCAAUCUUUUACAGAGACUUUUAAUGGCCAAGGUUUUGUUUUUGUGUGUGUGUGUGUUUUGUCUUCAAUAUUAUUUGGCGGAUGUAAUAAUGUUUCUGUUAGUUUUUCCUCUUAUGGUUUGUUUGGUUUAUGCUGCACUUAUUGUUUCAGAUAGAAGACGUAAAAAAAAAACACCUGAGCCAGACCUGUCUUAAAUUGCUCUGUGAUAUUCCUGUGACAUAUUGUGUUGUUGUCCAAUAAAAUGUUUUGAUAAAUUAUUCAACAAAGUAUUUUCUUUAUGGAUUUCUACUGUUUUCUAUAUAUACCUUUAUUACUGUAACUUGUGUUUUUAUUGUCCCGCCCUACUCCAAAAACAACAACAAUGUAAAACAAAAAUGGUGGGUAAA
Molecule: messenger RNA, 10158 nt
Organism: Entelurus aequoreus (snake pipefish)
Lineage: Eukaryota; Metazoa; Chordata; Actinopteri; Syngnathiformes; Syngnathidae
Exons: 23
Coding region: 618-5492 (1624 amino acids)
Biological process (GO): heart development; regulation of gene expression
Cellular component (GO): MLL3/4 complex
Molecular function (GO): RNA polymerase II cis-regulatory region sequence-specific DNA binding; histone H3K27me2/H3K27me3 demethylase activity; chromatin DNA binding
Source: RefSeq, a predicted model, not a curated record